GAUGCGCUGGCCACUCUUGCGGCACUGGAACGGCAGAAUGCUGAAGAUCCCAGCGUGGUGUCUGCACUAGCAGAGCGCAUUGCGGUCCUUGCAAAUGCCAUGGCUUUGGAGGAAGCGCUGGAGGCCAUGGCACUGCUUCGCCGGCGCUACGCGGAAGCCCCCAACAACAGGCGCCACGUUGGGCCAGCACUCCAGGAACUGGAGCUGCGUUUGCUGGAGUGUGCCCGCGAGCCCCGGGGCUUCGUCCGCGUGCUCGCCGGUUUGGCGGCUCCUGCGAGCAUGCCUGAAAUAUGGCUGCCAGCCAACCAACGGCUCAGUGCCACUUUGGCGGCUCUCACUCCACAGCUGAGAGGCCUCAGCUACCAUGAUCUCGUCUCCAUCGAGCUAGCUUUCGAUGUGCUGAGCUCUGGCACGCCGGCAGCACUCUCCGAACUCCUGAGGCAGCAGCGCAGCCUUUUCCUGCAGGAGGCACCGCUCCGUGUUUUGCUUCGCGAGCUCCUGGAAGGCAAUUUGGAGGUCCUGCCCCCAUGGCUCUUGAGGAGUCCGCUGGCCGAAGAAGCACUGCUCGACAGCUUCGUGCAGAGGUUGGAGGUGCUCAGCGACCCCGCCGCAGACUUCGAGGAUCCCUUCGAGUGCUUCGAGUUGCUCUCAGCCAAAGGUCGACUUCCCAGCAGCUUCCUUCGAUCUUUGGCUGCUUGGGUGCGGCGGAACUUGCGUCGUGGGUCCCCCGAGGCUUCUGCUCGACUGAUAACGGCCUCCCGGCUGUGUGCCCUUGACGAUUCGUUCACGGCCCGCAGAAUGACUGGCUGCAGAGAAACCUUGGAAGCAGCCAUCCGCGCCUUCGUGAUCUUCGGCCCACCGGAGAAAAAGUGCUCCGCAUGGUGCAGUGUGGCGAAGGAAGCCGCAGAAGAAGCUCAGAGGCUUGCCGAAGAGAAGGCGAUCAGAGAGGAGAAGGAGCGGAUCGAGCGGGAGGAAAUGCUGGCCAGGGCGCGGGAGGCUCACAAGGAGCAAAGGGAGAAGGAAGAGGAGUUCCGGAAAGCGCUGAACAGUGAUCCAGCGGACUUGCGGAAGGCCGCGGAGGACAUCAUGGAGGCCGACUACGGCACGGAGAUCAAGGUGGAAGGUCGUCGGGGGCUUCCGCUCCGCUUGCUGACGCGCCGCAAGGAGGUGGCCUGGAUCUGGGCCGGGGAGGUACAGGAGCUCAUUGGCGGUGGUGCGCCGGAUGACACUUUCACACAGUAG
Molecule: messenger RNA, 1242 nt
Organism: Symbiodinium necroappetens
Lineage: Eukaryota; Dinophyceae; Suessiales; Symbiodiniaceae
Source: the annotation of a GenBank genome assembly